AUGACUUCUCUCGGCAUCCAAAUGACGCAAAUUAACUUGCAUCACAGCAAGAGCCCCUCGGCUAUCCUAGCCAGGAGCAUGGCUGUGAUGCAACUCAGCAGCAAGGACCUCACAGUCAUCAAGGUGAGAGUGAAGCUGGCCGAGGAAGAAGACAUAGAAGUAUUAAUAGGGUCAGUUUAUAUGCCGUAUGACUCCACAGAUCCACCACCACAUGAAAAAAUAAAAACCCUGGUGGCCUGUGCGAAAGCCAGAGGGCUCGAACUUCUGGGUUGCGAUGCGAACUCCCACUAUAAGAAACGAGCCGACAUUCUUGGACUUCAAAAGACAAGAAGUCAUCGAUAUUACGGUAUGUACAGAGAGGGUGGCGAGUUUGGUGAGAGACUGGAGAGUAAGCCCUCUGGGUCGGACCACAGACAUAUACGCUUAACUCUUCAACAAAUACCGCAAAUCAGCUGGGUUCGCAACCCACGAAAAACCAACUGGGAGGGCUGUAGGGCUGACCUUAAGGCCCAACUUGCUAUGGCCCCAACCAGUUUCAGAACCAAAAACAACUCAGAAAACGCGGCGGACUUUUUAAAAAACGCCAUUACAAACGCCUUUGAAUUAAACUGCUCACCAAAACCCAGGAAUCCGAUGAACAAGAUCCACUGGUGGAAUAAAGAGCUUGGUAAGCUCAGCAUUGAGAGCGUCCCGGAGGAAUUCAGGCUUCACAGAAUCCUCAGUUUGGAUCACUGUCCCCAAUUAGGCUGUCUCAAGCUCCCAACGGAAAAUGUCACUGAGGAGGCAACGGACACAUUGAAACAUUUAAUGGAAGUCUACUUCCCAAGUUUUGAUCAUAACAUACAACCCUGCCGGCCGAAGCCUAGGGAAUAUAAACCCAAGGACUGGCGUCUGGCAGCUGAGGUUGUUCUUCCAAAGGGAGUUGAAUGGGCUGUUAAAACCUUCUCUCCCUAUAAAUCACCUGGACCGGAUGGAAUCUACCCGGUUCUUCUUCAAGAGGAGCUGGGGGUUCUCACAGGUGGAAGCGGUGCACUAAAAACCUAA
Messenger RNA from Pseudomyrmex gracilis, 1044 nucleotides. RefSeq lists its product as uncharacterized. The record is from RefSeq and is a predicted model, not a curated record. NCBI's taxonomy places the organism in Eukaryota, Metazoa, Arthropoda, Insecta, Hymenoptera, Formicidae. The transcript is spliced from 4 exons. The coding region runs from base 1 to 1044 and encodes 347 amino acids.